CCAUAUGCUUGUCGGUGCGCUACCCCUCGUCUUGAGGUGAUAUCACUCGCUAAAUUAGAGCGAAUCCCUGCUCUAGGGUCAUAGCGAGCCUAGCACCCCUGGUCAGGCAGAUAGAGAGAUAGUGGGAGUGAGAGAAGACAUGAAGCGAAUCGACUCUAAUCUUUAUGCUGCUUGUAUAUAAAGGAUUUGUUUUCGAUUCCAGGGUUACUGAGAGCUCCCCGGAUGAGUCAAGAUUGGCUCUAAUCACAUCAAUUACACGGGUUUUGCUCAGAGCUCCUGUUUCGCGAGCUGGAACAUCAAACUUUUCAAGUUGGCUUUUUGUGAAGUUGCACUCAAGCGUAAGGCCAAAAUGUCCGAUUUUUCAAGGAUUUUAAACUUUUUGGUUUACGCUACUGUUUUAGCGUGUGUGAAAUGUGGUCGCCAAAGUAGACAAUUUGUUGUCAGGGAGACAAAAUAUGGAACAGUUCGUGGCUUUGUUGAUCAUGUACACUCAAACCACAAAGUUGAAAAAUAUCUCGGGAUUCCCUAUGCAUCUCCUCCGGUUGGAAAGCUUAGAUUUGAGUUUCCGAUUCCCCCUCCACACUGGGGAGAAAUCAACGCACUGGAGUUUCCCCCGGCUUGUCCUCAACCAAAAGUCGGAGUUAGCUACAUCGAGUACCUCGUCCCUGGUUUCAACAGGACAAACGAGGACUGCUUAUACCUAAACAUUUAUGUACCUAAGCACAGCCACCACCAGAAGAACAGGAAGCCCUACCCCAUCAUGGUGUACAUCCACGGAGGGUCCUACCAGACCGGCAUGGGGUCAAUGCUAGACGGUGCACCGUUGGCCACACAUGAAGUCAUCGUCGUCACGAUAAACUACAGACUGGGACCUCUCGGUUUCCUGUCUGCUGCGGAUUCUGAAAUACCUGGAAAUUUCGGAAUGCUUGACCAAAUACAAGCUUUGAAGUGGAUAAAGGAGAAUAUAGCCGGAUUUGGUGGUGAUCCAGAGCGAGUUACUAUAGAUGGCCACAGUGCCGGAGGCUGCAGUGUUGGUCUACUGAUGUUUUCUCCUUUAGCAAGAGGUCUGUUUCAAGGAGUAAUUCAGCAAAGCGGCUCCCCCUUUGCUCACUGGGCUUUGACGAGACACAGGAGAGGACCUGACUUUUACUUCAAGUUUUUUUCAGCUGCAUUAGGGUGUGCAGCGAAUAGCACGAAAGUGAUCAAAAAGUGCCUCAAAAGCCUACCGUCCGAAGAGAUAGAGAGAAUGAUAUAUGAGAAGAUUGAGGCAAGUAGCAUGUUUUACGGAACCAGUGCAGUGGACGUCAUGAAGAAGUGA
This is a messenger RNA of Haliotis rubra (blacklip abalone), 1318 nucleotides long. Its product is annotated as neuroligin-4, X-linked-like. The transcript has 6 exons. Gene Ontology annotation, biological process: presynaptic membrane assembly; synaptic vesicle endocytosis; chemical synaptic transmission. Bases 350 to 1318 code for a protein of 322 amino acids. Gene Ontology annotation, cellular component: synapse; cell surface. Gene Ontology annotation, molecular function: signaling receptor activity; neurexin family protein binding. Lineage: Eukaryota; Metazoa; Mollusca; Gastropoda; Lepetellida; Haliotidae. The record is from RefSeq and is a predicted model, not a curated record.